AGAAAUUCAUUCACCGGGUACUGGUCCCAAUGAUACGCACUGAUGUCUCUGGGAUGGAGCGCGUAAUUGUGCGCCCCGUGUGAUUGGGAAGCCGCUCCUAUUGGCCAUUCAGGCUGAAUUGGGCCUCGCUGGUUGCCAAGAGGCUGAGCUGCUUCCAUUCCGAGUGGCCGUCCUGCUGCUGCAGCGCUGUGUAUGGUAAGCCUGUGUAUGGGAAGCGUGUGCCCCCUGAUAGUAGGAGGAUGCCUGAGAUGUCUAUAGGGAUGGAAGAUUCAUUAUUUAGUGUGGAUAAAGCAGGACCGGGCAAAGAUGCUUCUGCUGCGAGUGCUGAUUGUAACCAUAUGGUAGCUGAGGAUGGCAUCAUAACAGAGCAACAUAAGGAAAUACCUCUAGUGGCCUUGAAAGUGCCAGAUGGACAUGCACCCAUAGAUGAAUGCGAAUUGCUCAACAGCGAUGACCAGCUGCCUAAAGCAUCGCAAAACCAGACCAACAUCUGCAUGAGGAUAAGGGCAUUUGCCUGUCCUCCACAAGGAUGUUUCUCUUUGGCAAUUACAAAUGUUACCAUGGUGAUAUUAAUUUGGGCCGUUGUCUGGUCUAUAACUGGCCCUGAAUGUCUGCCUGGAGGAAACCUUUUUGGAAUUCUAGCUCUUCUCUUUAGUGCUGCCCUUGGGGGCAAACUUAUUAGUCUCAUCAAGAUACCAAGCCUUCCUCCUCUGCCUCCUCUCCUUGGGAUGCUGCUAGCUGGUUUUCUUAUACGAAAUAUCCCUGUAAUCACAGACCAAGUCCAAAUUCAUCAUAAGUGGUCUGCAGCUUUGAGAAACAUUGCAUUAGCCAUUAUUUUGGUACGAGCUGGUCUUGGACUGGACCCAAAGGCUUUAAGAAAACUAAAGGCAGUCUGUUUACGCCUUUCCUUUGGUCCCUGUGUUGUAGAGUCUUGCACAGCAGCAGUUGUCUCCCAUUUUAUAAUGGGACUCCCCCUUACUUGGGGAUUUAUGCUGGGCUUUGUCUUGGGAGCUGUAUCUCCUGCUGUUGUUGUCCCUUCUAUGCUAAUUCUACAAAAAGAAGGGUUUGGGGUAGAUAAAGGUAUCCCGACCCUGCUCAUGGCAGCUGGAAGCUUUGAUGAUGUCCUGGCAAUUACUGGCUUCAAUACUUGUUUGGGCAUGGCCUUCUCCUCUGGCUCCACCCUUAACACCAUUGUGAGGGGUGUACUGGAAGUGGUGGUUGGCAUAGCAGCUGGGCUUCUCUUUGGAUUUUUUCUUCAUUAUUUUCCAAGCAAAGACCAGGAAAAUCUAAAAGGGAAGAGAUCUUACCUUAUUUUGGCCCUGUCGGUAUUUGCUGUGUUUGGCAGCUUGUAUUUUGGCUUCCCAGGAUCGGGAGGACUGUGCACACUUGUUAUGGCUUUUCUAGCUGGAAUUGGGUGGUCAACUGAUAAGACUGUGGUUGAAGAUAUUAUAGCUGUCUCUUGGGAUAUCUUCCAACCAUUGCUUUUUGGUUUGAUUGGAGCUGAAAUAUCUGUUGCAUCACUGAAACCAGAGACUGUUGGUCUGUGUACUGCCACUCUGAUCAUCGCCUUGAUAAUUAGAAUAUGCAUCUCAUUCUUAAUGGUAUGCUUUAGUGGUUUCAGCCUCAAGGAGAAGAUCUUUAUUUCUUUGGCAUGGAUGCCCAAAGCCACAGUGCAGGCUGCUAUAGGUUCUGUUGCCCUGGACACAGCAAGAACCCUAGAAAACAAACAGUUUGAAGACUAUGGGAUGGAUGUGCUUACUGUUGCUUUCCUAGGGAUUCUGGUCACAGCACCAAUAGGAGCUCUUGUUAUAGGCCUAACUGGACCAAAAAUGCUUGAGAAAUCUGAAAGCAGAACUGUUACGGAGGAAGGUUCUGUGUAAACACAAUUCCUCCUCUUUCCCCCGUGCUGGCCAUGGAGGGCAUUAACGGCUACUGACUUUUUUUACCUGCAAUGGAGAUUUUGUUGUUUUUUUUUACAAAUCUAAUCAGAAGCAAAAUAUUUUCUGUGCAAAAGAUGCAUUUGUUUACAAUUUCAAUGUCUAUGGUAUUAAAAACCAAAGGUUUACAGUACAAAAGACAAUGCAAUUAGUGGGUGAAAGAACAGAAGUGAAAAUGAUGCACCUUUUGUGAUGCAGAGCUGGUACAGGAAGGAGGGCUCUCAUGGGCAAUGCAAUGUUUGUCCAGUUUCAAAGGAGGGGAUUCUUCUCAUGCAAGUUGUGGUUCUAUAAUGUAGUGAGUGCCAAAUGUUGCCUAUUCUAAGGCAUAGUUUUUUUUUUUUAACAUACACCUGCUGAUUUGUUAUUAAUGUAUUUGUUCAAAAAUAAUUAGGUGGCAGGAUUGCCAAAUAUGGCAGGGGCAUUACAAUAAAACAAAAUGCUCCCGUCAUAUUUCUGCAUUUAACCCCAUUACAUUGGCCCCCAGAAACCCUCUGCAACCAUAUCACUGGCUACUUAAAAAACCUGUCUAGGACUUCCUAUUACACCAAAAUACAUAGAGAUUGUUAUUCAUGCCCAUGAUGGUUCCAGUUGUCUGCUUGGAUAGCUGUGACCCAAGUUCCUGUUUGUAUGCUUAGCUCACAGACCUUGGUGAUCUCAACAGGGAGCUGGAAACAACACGGUACUAUUUUCCCUGUUUAGAGGGGAGGGGGGCAAUCUUGCGGGGUUAUAUUUAGGGAAAAUGACAGGGAGACUUUACAUUUCCUAUAUUAUAUAUAUAUAAAUUGCUUUUUUAUAUAAUUACUACAUACAUUCAUACACAGCACAAUGACAGUAGUAAAUAUUUCCAGGUGUAGCCAGUAUCCCUCUGUGGGUUACACAUUAUGGUUUCAGUGCAAAUGACAGCGCUUGUUUGUAGACUUACACAAAUCUCGAUUAUUUAUUCAAACAAAUGUUUAUUUUUAAACUGAUGAGUGUAUUUAUAGAGCUGCCGUAUAUUCACUGUAAAACAGAUCAUUGGGGAUCAUAGUUUGCGCUGUAAUGAUGAAACGGAGAGGAAAAAAAUGUAAAAAAACAAAUGAAAGAAAACAAUUAUGUUUGUUGGGUGAUUGAAACUACGUAGUGCUUAUUUAUGAACAUUGGCACUAUUGCACAACUGUAGUUGCCAACGGUAACCAAUCAGGUCUUUGCUUUCCAGCUUGGGGUAGAUUGUUCAAAACUACUUGUUAAUUGGUUGCUAUUUGCAACAGCACUUGAGCAAUCUAGCAACUGCAUUUGUAAAUCUGCAUCUCUGUCUAUAUCCCUGUGUGUUAUAUCAAAGAGAUGUAUCUGCAGGACCGUUUCUCCUGUUUGGUUAUAAGCUAGUGUUUUUCAGAGGCAGUAACAAAACAGGGCUAACAGCCUAAAAUGCAGAGAUUUGAAAUGAAAUAAUUUUAUAAUGCAUAUAGUGCAGGUCCCCAACCUUUUUUUUUUUUUAACCUGUGAACCACAUUCACAUGUAAACACAGGCACUAAAAAAAAAAAAAUUCCUAGGGGUGCCAAAUAUGGACUAUGAGGGACUAUGUGGACUGACAGCCUACAGGAUGUUUUUAUGCAAAAUGUGCCUCCAAUCCAGAAAUUCAAAAAAGCGCCUGCUUUAAGACCGCUGGGAGCAACAGCCAAUGGGUUGUUGAGCAACAUGUUACUCGCAAGCCACUGACUGGGGAUCACUGAUCUAGAGUGUGGUCAGUGCAGCACAUCAGCAAUACAAGAUCCAUUAGAAGUGGUAGGUGGUCCAAAAAUGUCAUUAUUACCAAUGUCCUGAUAUUGUCCUCAUCUGAUCAGUAAAAAAAAUCCACACUGAA
Xenopus tropicalis (tropical clawed frog) is the source of this 3778-nucleotide messenger RNA. RefSeq names its product solute carrier family 9 member B2 (gene slc9b2). Gene Ontology annotation, cellular component: mitochondrial membrane; basolateral plasma membrane; apical plasma membrane. Lineage: Eukaryota; Metazoa; Chordata; Amphibia; Anura; Pipidae. Gene Ontology annotation, molecular function: antiporter activity. Gene Ontology annotation, biological process: monoatomic cation transport; proton transmembrane transport; transmembrane transport. The record is from RefSeq and is marked provisional.